AUGUUUCAUUCCUCUCUUACACUUAUAAAUGUCGCUGCAGUUAGUCUGCGGCGAAAGCAAACGAAUAAGUUAGCAAUGACUAAUGCAUCGUUUAGUGGAAAAAAGAAAGCUUCAGCCGUCAAAUACUUGUUGGAAAAGGAAGAGGACGAGAUAGUUUGUUCCUUCGGUUCCGAUUACUUUGCUGGGGCUCGAUGCGGCUCUGGCGGAGGUGGCCUUUUGUGUGGCAGCUUCUCGCUCUACCAGUUUAGGUUAAUCAAGAGGGAUCACAUGGAAGCUAACCUUGCUGUUGGGCUGAAGUUUGGUGAGCGAAACCCCAAUUUCUCUCGCUGGACACUUCUUCGCGGUAUAUCUUCUCAACCAAUGAUGACUGUGGGCUGCAUCGCACUCAUGACGACCACGUUUUUGAAGUCUGUCAAAUUUUAUCUCGCCAACUGUCGAUGUCGGGAGUUCGCAAGGGAUGAUGCGGAAUAUUUCAUGUUGCAGGAGUUAAGUAUGCAGGAUCCUGUGGCUUAUGACGCGUUCGUUAAGCUUUUUGUGCCGAAGGAAGAUGAUAGGAUGAUGGACUACAAAAAGCUUGGAAGCCCUGCCGAAAGCUCCCACGCCUCAUUCUCCCCUUCCCUAUCUGGCACCCCAACGCAGACGGGAACAGUGGCUACAAAUCCCCCUAAAUCAACCGCCGCGAGUCAUUACAAAUCAAUGGAGGAAUUAUACAAAAUCCGCAAGGGAUCAACCUUCGUGAAGAAGAGGCGGCCACCCACCUUUAUGGAUGGUGUAGCUGUUGGCCUUAUGGGAUCAAUUAUGGACUGUUAUUUACCCCAGAAACCGAUCCAAAAUUACUAUGGGAUGCGGUGUGGAAUGGGUUGA
Messenger RNA from Phytomonas sp. EM1, 864 nucleotides. Lineage: Eukaryota; Euglenozoa; Kinetoplastea; Trypanosomatida; Trypanosomatidae. The record is from the annotation of a GenBank genome assembly.